Molecule: messenger RNA, 3151 nt
Organism: Marasmius oreades (fairy-ring Marasmius)
Lineage: Eukaryota; Fungi; Basidiomycota; Agaricomycetes; Agaricales; Marasmiaceae
Exons: 12
Coding region: 1621-2964 (447 amino acids)
Molecular function (GO): copper ion binding; oxidoreductase activity
Source: RefSeq, a predicted model, not a curated record
UUUCAAUUCGCUCUACCAUCCCAUUAUGCCCGUUGUCCUCCAUUGUGGUCGAAGCUGCAGCACCAACCUUUCUCGAGACGACAAUGGCCAGUUGAUCCUUCGACGUAUACACAAUUUCCAGACACCACUUUCAUAUUAAAGAAGAAUCGAUUCAUGGCACGCAAGUGGAAGCCUAGUAACCGCAGAGCCUUCGGAAUUGCAAACCCGCGCAAUGGCUUGCUGUGAGGCACUCUUGUCUCUCGCGGCGAGACCAUCCAGUAGAAGUUUUUGUCCUAAUACUUUUGCAGGCAGCAUCCAAGUCAAAGGUGUUCACGCGCUGAAUCUUCUCUGUGGUCUCCAGCACAGAUGGUCAUUUCGACUCUCAACUCAAACUCUCGUGGACCGAAAGCUGGCCGGACACUCCAGUUCCCUUCCGCCCUUUGCACCGAGCAGCUGUAGAACCCGCCAACGGUCUUGGGUACGCCGGGAAGUUGAAACCUGUUGAUUACUCAAAGCAUCUCGUCCUUUCCUUAGUACGGUAUAGCUCUACUUCCAAGGCGGUUGCGAGGCGAGCAGCUUUUGCUUAUCACAAUCUUGGAUGAACUUGUUGCAUUGCGAGCUGUUUGAGGCUAUGACACAUUUCCCAAAUGGUGGACCGGCCAAAUUCAUUUCUACCACUGUGUUUCCAUCACGGGAACAACAAGGCACACAUGUACUGUCGAACAGCACUAUGCCCUAGAUGACAAUCGUCCAGAAACAGCUUCGCUCUUCAACAAGAUGGGGACCGUUUCUCAAUUGACUAUUGCCUUCGUGAGACCGAGAGUCGUUCGAACUCGGAAGCUCACGUAGCUUUCAUGCCUUCUUGCCCCACACACAAUGUUUCGAAUUUCAGAAAGUGCCUUUCCAUCAGUUCAGUACACUAUUCCACCGCAAGGGGCAUCAGUAACAAACAUUGCCGACUUGCCAUUCGAGUUCCCGCUACCGGGAACUAGUAGUAUCUAUAUUGGGCACGGAAGGCCGGUAUACAAUGAAGAAUACUGCUCUUACCAUUCCGCUGUACAGCGAUCGCCACUUGUCUUCUACCUUACGGAGGAAACUUGGCAGCGAGUCUCUUACCGACAAUUCACUUUACACUGGAUGUCUACCCCUCCCGAUAAUCGGUGGUAGUUCCCGUACCGUAUGUCAACCGAUGUCUUCGCAAGCAGCAUCUUACUUGCUUUCAAAACCCGCCAAGUAAACUCAGGACAGCGCCUCAAACCUCACAGACAAGUUAUAAAACCCCUCCAUCCAUGUCUUCCUUCAUCACCGACCUGGGCGCUCCUUCUCUUUGCUAUGUGGACCUCUCUAGUAGCCCUUGCAUUCCUUCAACUUUCGUUGACCGUGCAGGGUUUGGAUGUCAUAUCUCGCGUCGGAGAACUUCACAUCGUUAACAGACCAAUUUCGCCAGAUGGAUUCCAGCGCAGGUAGAUGAUCAAGAGUUGAAGUUUACAUUGAGAUGCAUGUAAGGCUUACUGUUCGACUCAUAGCGCUGUUUUAGCGGGGUCUUCCGACGAUAAACCCACAUUCCCUGGCCCCAUCAUCAAAGGCUACAAGGGAGACACAUUCGAAAUCGACGUAUUUGACUCGUUGACGGACUCAUCAAUGGACACAAGCACGAGUAUCCACUGGCAUGGCAUACAUCAGCGCCAUACUAAUUGGGCUGACGGACCGACUUGGAUAACACAAUGUCCCAUCGUUCCGAAAGAAUCAUUCAAGUACAAAUUCACCGUCUCGGACCAAUCAGGUACCUAUUGGUACCACUCACACCAUCGCGCGCAAUACUGCGAUGGACUACGAGGAGCUCUCGUCAUCUACGACCGCCGGGAUCCCUUGGCUCAUCUCUAUGAUAUAGACGAUGAAUCCACUAUCAUCACGCUUGCUGAUUGGUACCACGAAACCAGCAAAUCACUCAUCGCACAACCAGGUCAGAAACUUGCAGACUCAACUUUGAUCAAUGGGCUGGGGCGCUGGGCAAACCAGACCACGACCCCGCUCGCUGUGGUCAAUGUUCAGAAGGGUAAACGUUACAGAAUGCGACUCAUUUCUUUCUCAUGCGACCCCAGUUAUACCUUUUCUAUUGACGGGCACAACAUGACGAUCAUCGAAGCCGAUGGACAACCCACCGAUCCUCUUACCGUCAACUCUUUGAAUAUCUUUCCUGCUCAACGUUACUCGUUUGUGCUGAACGCAAAUCAGCCCGUUGGGAAUUAUUGGAUUCGUGCUAAACCUAGUGCCGCCGCUAACGGAGCUACUGGUUUCGAAGGGGGUAUAAAUUCGGCCAUUCUACGUUACAAAGGCGCCCCUAAAGCUGAUCCUACCACGAACCCGCCAUCAGCUGCUGUUGCUCUGCGCGAAUCUGACCUGCAUCUUCCAACACGUUCUGUACCAGGAAAGCCGUUCCCUGGAGGUGCGGACCUCGUUCUCAAUAUGACAAUUGGUUUCAUCGCUCCGGACACUUUUACCGUCAACGAACAUCCCUUCCAAAGCCCCACUACACCUGUCCUCCUUCAGAUACUUAGUGGUGCACACGCAGCUCAAGACCUACUUCCAAAAGGAAGUGUCUACACCUUACCACGGAACAAGGUCAUAGAGAUCAAUUUUUCUUCCAGCCAUCCAGCCGGAACGCCACACCCUAUGCAUUUACACGGACACCACUUCGAUGUAAUUAAAACCAUGGACAACCCGACUUACAAUUUCAAGAAUCCGGUCCGACGUGACACAGUAACAGUCGGCCCGAACGAUCUGACAUCCAUCCGGUUCACGACUGACAACGCAGGCCCGUGGUUCCUCCACUGCCAUAUCGAAUUCCAUCUAGUUUCUGGCCUUGCUGUUGUCUUGGCGGAAGAUACUCGUAGUACACAGCUUGACAAUCCAAUCCCUCACGAUUGGGAUAAGCUCUGUCCUGCUUGGAAUAAGACGCCUGAUUCCAUCCGUGGUGACGCGUAAAUCAUUCCAACUUGUAUACCGUUGUUAAGCUAUUUAUUGUGGCCGGUAUUCUUAUUCUCGGAUGAUGGUCAUAUUGAACUUACCUGCAUUUCUUGUUACCAUCUUAACCCGCUAGGUAUUAUACUUCUGUCGUUAUAAUAAACGUAAAUAAUAAUCGGGUCCUCAAAAUGGGCCACAAUUGCCGUGA